CCUUGCCACUUCGCUGCUGCUUAUUAGUGUACAGCUGCAGUUCUGCUGUCAUGCCCUCACUCUCCCACUCGUCACUGUCAUCGGCGAAGGAUUAUACCCCUCUGUCAAGCCACAGGCUGCUUUUUUGCUAUCGUUUUUACUAAACGGCUGUUUACGAUUGUCGCUCUGUAGACUUUAUGACACUUGGGAUUCCUUUGCCUUUCCCGCGCGCAACGAGGGAGAACGGCAACUAGGUAGAGCCCGUGGCACGCUAAGCGUCAUAAUAUGAACAGAUGUGCUCAGUUACACUGUUAUACUACGAUGUGGGUUUGUUACUGUUGAAGCCAUGGUGGCGACGGUUGUGAUGUAGUUGCCCGCUUACGUGUGGAACCAGCUUUUUUGUAUUGGCGCAACAGUAGGUAUCUAUGUAUCAACUAUGGCACCAGCGGGGCUUGUUGCUCCUGCUUUUAUUCUGGGUCGCCAUUGCUGCGAUGGCCGACAACGCUGGCUACCAAACGCCAGAGACUGCGCAAGCAGAGUAUCGCUCGUCAUCACCAGUUGAUAGGCUUGGUGUUCGCAUGAUCAGCCCUAUCUACGCCACAAUUCGGGACGGCAACAAGAACGUGACCGUUGCGCUAACUGUUUGGCUGCGGCGCGUUGGCGCAGCCAAGGGCCCUUUCGAUCUGCCGCACCAAGCUAAGGACGCUAUCAGGAUGCUGGUGUGGGUGGAGAAGCCUGACGACCUGCACAAACGCAAGUUUGGUCAUAUGGUGCUGCCGUACAACCACAGCGUCUGGCAGCCCGAGCUGCUGCUAGAGACCGCAGAGCCGGGACCUGUACUCCAGGUCUUGCCGGAAACGGGGCAACAGCCGAUUCCACCGAAGAUUGAGAGCGCGCUGCGGCCCUACUCACUGCGUGUGGAACUUCCAGCCGGCGUUGGCGACUGCUUCAAGCUCAUAGAGCCCAGCUACCCCAAGCACAAGUUCCCCAUCUGCCUGCCGCCCGCCGCCAAGGACGGUGUGUGCGCCGAACUCGCUCCUCCCGCCCGUCACACCGCCUCCGCACCCGCACUCUACAUGACCAUCGCGCCGGUUCGGCUGUUGGACCCGGACAGCAGCGUGGAGGGCCAGUGCGCCGCCGACCGCGCCUCCCUGCGCGACUGGCAGCAGCACUACGGCCGCUGGGCGGUGCGGCUGCGACACUACCUGGAGUACCACGUUGCCAUGGGCGCGUCGGGGCUGCUGCUGUACACGGACGAACUGAUGCGGCGAUACCUGGCGGCCGCACCGGACAUCCGCGUCUUCCUGGAGAAUAAGCAGCUGAGGCUGGUGGAGUGGGACCUGCCGGAGCGCAGCCACGAGGAUGAUGACGGCCUGGGGCGACCCCUGGGCUACAACUACGACCAGGCCCUGUUCGCCGGGCACGCCUGGCUGGGGCUGUCCGCGUGCGGCGCCAACCUGAUGCUGCUGGUCACCGACCUGGACGAGUACCUGCACUCGCCCCGCCCGCACGUGCGCUGGCCGGCGCCCCUCACCAGCUGCAUGGGCCACCGGGGUGGGGCCGCCCGCGCCCUGAGGGCCGUCAACAGAACAAGCGGGGGGCCCCCGGGGGCCCGCCGCGCCGCCACCACCACCUCCAGGACCACCACCACCAACAGACCCAGCACCGAUAACAACAGAACCAUCCGCAGCCGCCGCCUGCUGCAGGAGGCCGCCCUCACCCCCACCACCAAGACCAGCACCAAUUCCACCACUACCACCAAGUCCACCGCCAUCAGCGACUACCGUCUGCUGCGGUAUGAUAUCUUGGCGGGCGACAUAGACCCGGACGAGGAGGCGGAGCUCUGGGCCACAAGGCAGGACGGCAAGGGCAGCGGUAGCAGCAGCAACAACAGCAGCAGCAGCUCUGUUGUGAGUGCCUCUCACCCGCUGUCACACUACACGCUAAUAGCCAAGCAGCCGUACCAUGCGGUCCACGCCAAGGUGCUGGGGCUGCCCGCUGCAAACAUGGUGUUGUUUUUCGUGCAUGAGGGGCACGUGCUGUACGGCAAAUCGCAUGUGGUGGACCCGCAAUGCCUAGUGCUGCUGCACGUGAUCAAUUACCACUGCGCGCGGCGCAUGAGCUCGGAUCGAGAGACGUUGAAGGAGUUCAGUCACUGGAUGUUUAGAAGCGCCAAUGCGACGACUAAGGGUCAGCAGCCAGCCAGUGUAGCGGGGCAGCCUUGAUUCCAGAUGCGCUGAAGAGGGGUUGAGCGGGUUGGCGGGUCGGAGUGCUAACCUGCGUGGCCUGUCGGCCCCUUCACACAUGCACGGUAUGUACACCGCUUACACUGCUCCUUUGGUGAAGUACCGAAACGCGGUUUCCUAUGGCGAGGAGUUGUUACAGAAGUGCAACGUAUGAUGACGAUGAUGAUGGUGAUGAUGAUGAUGAUUUUAUGCCGCGGGUUUUUAUGCAUUCAGUUGUCUCUCAGUUUGGUGUGUUACUCCACCGGGGGGCCUUAUGGUGCAUUGAAGCAGGGCUGUCUUUACUUCCGGCCACUAGUUCAGCAACGGGGCGUCGAUGGAGGAGGCGGGCUUCGCCAUGAGAUUCAAUUCUUGUCAAACGAACGGUGUUGCCAGGAGUGUUUUGCAACGGACUUUUACAAUGGUUGGGCUGGAACGGUUAGUUUGCCUUGAUUGGGCGUUAAUCGCUGUAAUAAUGCGUUGAAGAAAAAUGGGUGCUGGGUUUUCUUGACUCCUUAUGUCCGUAAGUUACACCAUUAUGGUAAGGCGGCUUGCUUGCAUGCGUGCUGCUGCUGCAGCGCUGGGAGUCUUGCCUAGUCAUGGACGCUGUCCUUGUCGAGCCGUUGCUGCUAUGUGGACACGACAUGACCAACUUAGCAACGACACUGUGUGCGCGUGAUGCAACCCCUGGCAGAAGGGGUUUUGGCGUGUUUGUCAGGAUUGUGGCAUGUCGUACGAGAGCUUUGUGCUGACUUUAUGAGAUUGUUUACCAUUUCGUUGGCGAGGCGGCUCAUGCUAAAGCUGAUGUCGUAGUUAGGGUAAGGGGUGGGAGGACCCCAAAGCUCCUGCAACGACCCAGCUCCUGCAGGGGGACUCUGCCCUGACCGCCCACACGGCUUUGGGUGGGCUGUUCUGGCAGUAUGGGCUCCACCAUCUUGUUUAGCUGAGGCCCAACUCCAAUGCUAGGUCCCUGAAAAUCCCGAUGGAUUGUGCUUCGUUUACAAUGUCGCACGAUAUGAGAUAAGCUGAGUACUGAAGCCCCUCGUUAAGGUUACAACUUACAACGCAGCGGGACACCUUGCGAAGUGCUACCCAGGCUUGCAAAUGCGCAAUACCCCAGGAGCGUCGGUGCGCUUCCUGCGUGAUUGAUUUCUGAC
Astrephomene gubernaculifera is the source of this 3358-nucleotide messenger RNA. NCBI's taxonomy places the organism in Eukaryota, Viridiplantae, Chlorophyta, Chlorophyceae, Chlamydomonadales, Astrephomenaceae. The record is from the annotation of a GenBank genome assembly.